Molecule: messenger RNA, 4800 nt
Organism: Malaclemys terrapin pileata
Lineage: Eukaryota; Metazoa; Chordata; Testudines; Emydidae
Gene: SLC4A1AP
Product: solute carrier family 4 member 1 adaptor protein
Exons: 14
Coding region: 142-2259 (705 amino acids)
Molecular function (GO): mRNA binding; protein binding
Source: RefSeq, a predicted model, not a curated record
CUCUCCCUCGCUGUUUGGUUCCGGGGCUCGGAGCCCUUGCGGUACUGAGACGUGGGCGGAACCCGAGCUGCCGUGGAGCAGGUUUCGGGGGGGAUUGGUUUCGCGGGACCCGCUAGGCUGGUAGCGGCCGAGUCCAGAGGGAUGGAGCCGGUGGCCGAGGGACCCGAGUUCGGGGCCUUCAAGAGACCGGCGCUGCCGCCGGCGGUCCCGCUCCGCGGCAAGGAGGUGGGCGCCGCUCCCCGGGACCCCGAGGGGGAAGCAGCGGGUGGGGAGCCGCCGGCGGAGAGCCCGCCCCAGCCCCGGGCCCCGAGCUCGGCCCCUGGCCCCCUCCCCGCCGCGGCCCCGCAGCCCCGCUACCAGGAGCCGCCGUGGGGCAGCGCUCCCCCAGCCGAGGCCGGCUACGGCCUGGAGACCCUGAAGGGCGGCGUCAUCGUGGGCACCCUGCGCUUGGAGGGCAGGAGCUGGUUCCUGGUGGGGCGGCUGCCGGGCUGCGCCCUGGCGCUGGAGCACCCGUCCGUGUCGCGGCACCACGCCGUGCUGCAGUACCGCGGCCAGGCCCAGCCCGGCUUCUACGUCUACGACCUGGACAGCACCCACGGCACCUUCCUCAACAAGGCCCGGCUCCCGCCCCGCACCUACUGCCGGGUGCGCGUGGGCCACGCGCUGCGUUUCGGGGGCAGCUCCCGCCUCUUCCUGCUGCAGGGACCUGAGGAGGAUCAGGAGUCUGAGUCGGAACUAACUGUGACUCAGCUGAAGGCUCUGCGCAAGCAGCAACAGGAAAAGUUAGAGAAGACAAUGUUAGGCGAGGACUCGGAUGAAGAUGAAGAAGAAGAAAAGGAAGCGAAAAGAAAUGAGAGCAGUCAGAGUAACGAUAUGAGUUGCUCGUGGGGAAUGGGGGAAGAUGCCGAGGAAGAUGAGGUUGAAGAAAAUCCUAUUGCCAUCGAAUUUCAGGAGGAGCAAGAAGCCUUUUAUUUGAAGGACCCUAGGAAGGCGCUGCAGGGUUUCUUCGACAGGGAAGGAGAAGAACUAGAGUAUGAAUAUGAUGACCAUGGACACAAUACCUGGCUCUGCAGGGUUAAGUUGCCUGUGGAUGAUGCAUCAGGGAAGCAGCUGGUGGCAGAGGCUAUCCAUUCAGGAAAGAAAAAGGAAGCAAUGAUACAGUGCGCAUUGGAAGCUUGCCGAAUACUGGAUGCUAGAGGUGUGCUGCGGCAAGAGGCAGUAUCCCGGAAAAGGAAAGCAAAGAACUGGGAAGAGGAGGACUUUUAUGACAGUGAUGAUGACACCUUCCUGGACCGAACUGGGGUUGUUGAAAAGAAACGACUGAACAGAAUGAAAAAAGCUGGGAAAAUAGAAGAGAAGCCGGAGACUUUUGAUUCACUGGUUGCAAAGUUAAAUGCAGCUGAAAAAGAACUUUCUGAGAUAACAGAGAAGCUGAAGGUUUCAGGGAAAGCCCAACCCCAGCCGGCUUCUCAGGAUUCCUUGGAUGAAUUCAUGACUGAAAUAAAAUCAGGCUGCUCCUUAGACAGUGUAAUGAGGAAGAAGCUUCAUUUGCGGACCUUUGAAUUGAGGAAAGAACAGCAGAGACUGAAAGGGUUAAUAAAGAUUGUUAAACCUGCGGAACUGCCAGAGCUGAAGCCCCAGACUGGGAGUCAUGGUCUGGAACUAGAGAGCAAGCCUAAAAAGCUAACGUUGCCUCUCUUUGGUGCAAUGAAGGGAGGAAGAAAAUUCAAACUGAAAACUGGAAACCUAGGGAAGUUGCCUGUCAGGCGUCCAGAUAUCCCUGAAAGCUUGUUAAAAAUGAAAGAUGAUGGGCCUGAAGUGGAGGAGGAAGAAGAGGAUGAAGAUGAGGAGCAGGAAAUCAAAGCAGCAAACGUUGGGACACAAAAAACAGAGACGAAAAUGGCAGGAGAAGAAGUAGAACAAGAGACGAGUCUUCCUGCCAGUUCUCCUAGUAAGAAUCUAGAACCUACCCAUGGGAUUGGUUUUCAGUCUCAGACCAUCAGCAAGCAGUUAAAGACACCAGAGAAUGAAUAUCAGGUGGACCUAUCACAAGAGAAGUCUCAAGCGUCGGAGAGAACGUGCAGGACAUUUGAAGAGAGCCCCAAGAAAAAGACGAAAGUUAAUGGCCCAAGCAGGCUCCAGCAAGCGCUUUCCUCCUCGCAGUACCCAGAAGAUGACCCAGACUACUGUGUGUGGAUGCCUCCUGCAGGUCAAAGCGGUGAUGGCAAGACUCAUCUGAAUGAAAAAUAUGGCUAUUAAGCUUCACAGGCCCCAGGCAGUGGCUCUGAGGUCUAAGGGAGCGUGCUACUUUGGACAGCUUCCUGCACAGAGUUGAGUGAAGGUUGAAAGAGUUGGCUUCUCGGAUGUUGUUCCAGAUUGAAUGGCAUCAGCACCAAUUCGGACGGUUAUCUCAAGCAUUGCAUUUGUUCUUUGUUUUUAAAACACUUCUAAGGAUUCCUGAGGCUUGCAUACAAAUUUUUCCACCUCUUCCUUCUGCAGUUGGCCUGGUCGUUGUAUUCAGUGUGAGUAUGUUAGACUUGCAAGGGCUUUAUGUUUAUAAGCUUGAUGAGGUGAGAUCAAGCUGGUUUUAUCCAAUAAAAAUGAGUGUUUUUUGCCUCCAAAUUAUACUUAAAAUGGCAUUGUCAGGGCAAAUGUGACCCAAAGUUCAAGUUUUAUAAAAACAUUUUAUUUCAAAGGAAAUAUAUUUUAACCACCAAAAAAAAAAAAAAAAAAAAAUCCUUCGCAACCUUUGAAACUCAAGCAUUUCAGCACUGAAUAGUGCAAGAAAACCAGAGAAUGAAAUUGACUGGAAACCUUGAGAAAAAUGCAAUAAUUAGAGGCAUGGAAAAACUCUCAUAUGAAGACAAAUUGAAAAUAUUUGGAUUGCUUAUCUUUCAAAAGAGACAAAUUUGAGGGGACAUGAUAAAAUCCCCUAAAAAAUGAAUGUUCUAGAAAAGGGAGAUAAGAGUUUCUGUUCUCCUUGUGUCGUAACACAAGAACAUUGGGACAUUUGAUGAAUUUGAAAAAUGAUACAUUCAGAAUUGAUAAAAGAUGAUGAUAAUUCUCUCAGUGCAUAAUUAGACAGUGGAACUCAUUGCUACAGAAUGUUGUUGGAGCCAAGAAUUUAGUGAGGACUAAAGAGGAAUUCGACCUUUCUAUAGAUAACAAGAAUAUCCAGAAUUAUAAAAAUUAAUGCUGAAAAAGAGUAUUUGAAGGAUCUAAUACUUAAUUUAUGUAUAAUACGAAACCUGCUGCUUAAAAUAAUUCCAAAUUAUAAGAGAUUAGGAAGAGGCCUUGAAGGGAGCAGAUUACCCUACAUCUGCCAACUGUGUAGUUUCUUCUAAAGCAGUGGUGGACAACCUGCGGCCCGGGAACCUGGCGAACUGCGGCCACCGGGAGCUGCAGGGGGCCGUGCCUGCGGACAGUCAACGUCAGCAAAAUGCCUCAUGGCCCGCUAUCAGAUUACCCUGAUGGGCCGCAGGUUGCCCAUCACUGUUCUAGAGCAUUGAUGCUGGCCACUGUCAAGAGACAAAGAUACUGGAUUAAAUCAACCAUAGGUCUGAGCCAGUCCAACAUUUCCUAUGUAAAAUAGCUGUAUAAAAUGCUAUAGUGGUGCUUGUAUUAUGCAUAAGGAAAUUCUUCUUUAAAAAUAUGGAUUUUAUCCUGACCAUGUCUCUUCACCUUCCUCUUUCAUCAGACAUGUUUCUAGGAUGUCUAGAAUAGUUCCGGCUUUUCUGUCUUUUCAGCAUCGUGUGUUUGGGCAGAUGCGUUUCAUAUUCCCCUAUUCAAGCCACCACUUAGUUGAGAGUAUUUCUCCCUGGUAACCAAAGUCCACUCACAUCAGUGUCCUCUUACCAGUUCUUUCAAAAUCAUAAUUAAGGAGAAAAUACCUGCAGAUGGAGCUAGCGAAGCACAGACAAAUGCUAUGUCACAGGCCUCUUCCAUCUAUGAGCUGUAUUAUGUCGAAUUCCUUUCCUCUGGACCUCUGAAGUGUUCCCUUCCUAAUUAACCCCCUCCCCUUAAUAAAGCUGAAAAUUCACCCACACUUAUGCCAGUGGCUUUAAAAUCAAACCCUGGUGUAGAAGAGUGAUUUCAUACCCACCCAGCUGUUGAGAGGGGUCUUUGCUUCUGCAGUAAGCUACAGUAUCCACAUACUUGUUCUCGCUGCUUGUGCCAACAUUUGGCCAGGAUACAGUGCUUUCUCCAGCAUUCAAGGACCAAUUGUCCAAAGCUGCCAUUUCCUGUGCAGAGCACAUGAUUAUUGUAUUCUCUGCCACAUGUUUACCUCAUUGUCAUAAUCACUUUCCCUUGCUACAAAACUUCCUGUUAUGUAUUCACCUGUUAAAUAUAUUUUAAUUUAUAGGGCAUACCCAAAGCCCUCUAAGCACGUAAUAUCUGGCCAGCUGACUUCAAGAUCUUUUGGUUUGGAGCUCUGUGCGUGAAGCAGUUUGUUUGAUAAUUUGCAUAACACAUUCUGCUGUUUCAAGUCAAACAAUUACACGUUUAAUAUAGUUAUAUAAAUGCCCUAGGUUUUUACAAGCUUUUACAUUCUAAUUUAAAAGUGUGACAUUUAGCGUUAGAUGCUCUCAGCAUUGUGAUGAGAGAAAUUGAGUGCAAUGAAAUGUCAAAAGUUCUCUUUUUCUGAUAUCCCCGUGUGUGUGCCUAUAUGUAUAUACAUGUGUAUGUAUACUCUCCACCAUGAAUAUAUUGCAUUGUUUCUGGGUUCUGAUGACCUGUUAAACCUAGGUUCAGUCUCAUGUUUUCACUAGACAUACUCAAUAAAAAUGCAGCCUAAUUGUA